AUGGUCUGUCUCGAGCAAGCUGCACUCGCAGUAUUGGAUGUAAGGGCAGUGGAUCGACGGGUCGCGCAAGCGGCCAAAAAGGGGGAGGUUACGGAAUGGAGGCGUACCUUGCGCCACGUGUCGCAGCUUUGGCGGUCGCACAUUCCAAGUCCUGGGGGUCGCGCAAGCGGCAAAGAAGGGGGCCACUAUCGCGGAUGGAUGAGCUCUUACGGGAGAUAUUACGACAUGUGGCGUUCCCCACGCCUUGCAGCUACUUCGGUGGCUACUGUCUACGUCGAUGGGCCGCGCAAGCGGCAGAUGGAUGCCCACCAUCGCGAAUAG
This is a messenger RNA of Peronospora matthiolae, 321 nucleotides long. The record is from the annotation of a GenBank genome assembly. NCBI's taxonomy places the organism in Eukaryota, Oomycota, Peronosporomycetes, Peronosporales, Peronosporaceae.